AUGGCGAAUCGUAGAGGAAAAGAUUUGAUUCAUAGCGACGGGGGAGAUCCUGCGGAAUCGGAUGUCAAUUUCGAAGAUUCUUCGUCCGUGAAAUCAGAUGGUGGAAUCGCUGAGAAUAGCUCUUCGCCGGGAGAUGACGGCGGUUCGAGGAGUGAGGUUGGACUUACGGAGCGGUUGACGGAUAUUAUUGUUGAAGAAGGCGACGGCGAUCUGUUGAUUCAGCAAACUAACUGUGAAGACCGGUUGAUGGAGUGGCUGCAAGCUCUUGAUUUGCAAGUUAUGGGAGCGUGUCGAGCUGACGAGCGGUUGAAGCCUUUGUUGAAGAUGAAUACUGUCUCUGGCGUUUCUGAAGAUCCGUUAUUGGCUCAAUUGAUUCAGCAUUUUGAGCCAUCGGAGGUUGGUAUGUUGGCUAGAUGCUUUUGCUUGCCUCUUGUUUCCAUCCGCGUUGGGAAGAUCAACAAGGAAGGCACUCGCUUAUGUCCUACUGCUAAUAGGGGUAACUUGACACUUGUUCUACUACCAAGCUCUGAUCUUCGUCUCUCAUUCAUUGGGGAUGAUGGUAAAACCGAGAGAUUAUUCACUCUUUCUAGCAGAUCCCAAUGCUCUGCUGUUGUGGUUGAGGGAAUCCUAACUGACAGCUCUGGCCGAUCCUUCCAUGUUACUACUCCUGAUGACAAAUCUUUUUUCUUCUGGUGCUCUGAAAAGUCUAAACUGCUAGGAGUUGAAUUACUUGCAAAGAUGAAGGAUUUACUCAAGAGGAAACCAUCAAUUGCUGAAUUGAGUGGUAUUAGUAAGUCACGGCUUGAUUGUUUUGCAACUCAGCUUCGUGCUUUUCUUGUGGGGUCAACUGCAGGAGGUAGUCAUGAUGGUUCAGCCUGUGCUUCAAUGUCUGCCAAUUCCAUGACAUACUGUGAUGUUGUAUUUGAAAAUUCACACUCUUCAUCAAAAUUUCCUCGAUCUCGACAAAUUGUACAGACAACAAAGGGAGAUUCAGUGGUUUACCAGAGUAUUCUUAGUCCAAGGUCAAGUUCUUUUAAAGAGGCUCCCUCAAGAAACUUGGCUUCCCAUAGGAUUGCUGCAAGGGAGAAGAUUAAGCGCCGCGGUGACAAUCAUCAGCCAGCAGCUGACAACUUGGAAUUAUCAUCAACUUCUGAUCACGACAAAGCUUCGGAAGUAACUAUAACUCAUGCAUUCUCUCCAAAUUUUAUGGGAUCAGCAGGAAUGUUUAGUGUUCCAUCAAGCCUUGGAGCAGGUGGGGAAGUUCUCCCACCUGUGGUGUCCCCUCUUUUUUCUCCCUACUAUUGUUGGUGCCCACCUGGGAUUUCUUCUACCUUUCCAUCCAUUGCAGCACUUCCACAAUCUCCCAUGUCAUUUGCUGGAUCACAGCCUCAUGCCUCAGGGACCCCUCUACUACCCAACACCCUCGCUGCAAGCCUGUUUCAACCAAUACAGCCUCUCAAUCUUGGUACUUCAAUGGACUUUCCUCCAUUUUUUCCUGAACCACUAGUCAGAAUGUCUUUACCAACUUCUCAACAGAUUCCCAUUUUCACACCACUAAUGUGUGAUCCAAUUGUGCAUGUCCCAGUAAUUGAUAUCUGUUCUUCGGGGCAGGGCUAUCUUGUGAGUGCUGGUCCUGCAAUGUCAACUAGUAUUCCACCAAUGCAUCCAAAACUUGUGAACCCACUAAUUUCUGAAUCUGAUGCUGUGGUGAAAGGUGCAAGAGAGACACUAAGGUUGCUGAUUAGUGGAUCAAGCCAGGGUAACCAACAACAGGUUAUGAUGAACCCUUUACCAGUAAUUUUGACCAAUCUGGAUGAAAAACAAAACAAUGUACUUGUUGCUGGCAGCCGAGGUCUUUAUACAGGAACACGAGAUAUAAAUGUUAUUGCAAACAGCAUUGCUGCUAUGGGAUUAGUAUCAUUAUCUGGUGUAUCUUCCAACGGAGACAAUGAAGGUGAUUCAGAGGUAUGUGGCAACUUUGGGAUUUUGGAAGCAAUGAAGAAAUCAAAUGAUGCAGGUGGUGCCUUUUCGGACGAGGGCGGACCACCCUCUUUGGAUUCCAAGUAG
Messenger RNA from Lathyrus sativus (Indian pea), 2067 nucleotides. Lineage: Eukaryota; Viridiplantae; Streptophyta; Magnoliopsida; Fabales; Fabaceae. The record is from the annotation of a GenBank genome assembly.